Molecule: messenger RNA, 2677 nt
Organism: Aspergillus ibericus CBS 121593
Lineage: Eukaryota; Fungi; Ascomycota; Eurotiomycetes; Eurotiales; Aspergillaceae
Product: serine/threonine-protein kinase
Exons: 3
Coding region: 103-2448 (781 amino acids)
Biological process (GO): intracellular signal transduction; protein phosphorylation
Cellular component (GO): nucleus; cytoplasm
Molecular function (GO): protein serine/threonine kinase activity; ATP binding
Source: RefSeq, a predicted model, not a curated record
AUACUCCUUCGAAACAUUCCUUACCUCGGCUGACCAAGCCUUACUCGAGCCGCAAAAAGUUCUCUUGGAUUUUCUGCUGGCAGAGAACAGAAGGGAGACACAAUGACUGUCUGCUACGACCACUCCUCAUCACGGAGCGUUGCUCCCACUUCAGUCGCUAGCCUGGAGGACCGGUUCGAGGUCCUCAAGGAAGUGGGUGAUGGCAGCUUUGGUAGCGUGGCCGUCGCACGUGUACGGACCGCUGGUUCCAACGUUGCACGGCGGGGGACCAUGGUUGCUAUCAAGACAAUGAAGAAGACCUUUGAUUCAUUGGCCCCCUGCCUCGAGCUGCGCGAAGUCAUCUUUCUCCGAACCCUGCCACCCCAUCCCCACCUUGUCCCAGCCCUCGAUAUCUUCCUCGACCCGCUUUCACGCAAACUACACAUCUGCAUGGAGUACAUGGACGGCAAUCUUUACCAACUAAUGAAAGCCCGCGACCACAAGCCCCUCGAUGGGAAGCACGUCAAGAGCAUUCUCUAUCAAAUCUUGUCGGGUCUCGACCACAUCCAUGCCCACCACUUCUUCCACCGCGACAUUAAGCCCGAAAACAUCCUCGUCUCGACAUCCGCCCCGAAUGACUCUGCUUUUAGCCGUUACUCUAACCUUGUUACUCCUCCUUCCACUCCCCCAACAUACACAGUCAAGAUAGCCGACUUUGGCCUCGCAAGAGAAACCCACUCCAAGCUGCCUUACACCACUUACGUGUCUACACGGUGGUACCGUGCGCCUGAGGUUCUUCUGCGCGCAGGAGAGUACUCCGCCCCAGUGGACAUGUGGGCUAUCGGUGCGAUGGCGGUUGAGAUCGCCACGUUGAAGCCCCUGUUCCCUGGUGGCAACGAGGUUGACCAGGUCUGGCGCGUAUGCGAGAUUAUGGGAAGCCCUGGUAACUGGUACAGCAAGUCGGGUGCUAAACUUGGAGGUGGUGAGUGGAGAGAAGGCUCCCGCCUGGCCCAGAAGUUGGGAUUUACGUUCCCGAAGAUGGCUCCCCAUUCCAUGGACAGUAUCCUGCAGGCUCCCCAGUGGCCGGCCGCUCUCAGUCAGUUUGUUACGUGGUGUCUAAUGUGGGAUCCCAAAAACAGACCGACUUCCACGCAGGCCCUGAACCACGAGUACUUUGCUGAUGCAAUUGACCCGCUGCGCCCAAAGUCGUCCACCGCUCGGCUGCUGGGUCGGAAGCAAUCGGAUAAGAGCUUCAAAUCCGCUAGCCGGGAUAACAAUGAUUCCCCAACCCUUGCAUACAAGUCAUCGUGGUUCCGGAGGUCAUUGAUCGGUCGGUCGGAAAGCCCUGUCCUGCCUGUGGAGAGCGAGAAUUCGUCCAAGCAAUCGGUGUCAUAUAACUCGGAGCUCCAGGCUGCCAAGAGCAAGCCAGCGCCCAGUAAGCGUGCCACUUGGGCGAAUGGGGCUCCAAUGCCCAUCCUCCCCUCGAUUCGGCCAGUCUCUCCUCUCUCUAAUGCGGUCACAGCGCAAGCCAAUUCAUCUCUCGCACACUCUGGCGACAGCGCCAACUCCAAGGCGAGCAAGAAAAUUGGCAGGCAGCUUUCUGUCAACUCGCACGGUAAUCACUACGCUGAAAUCCACCGGCAAGAAGCGGAGCGGGCGCUCAACGGUGGGGGAAACGUGAGCUUCGCCAUCACCCCAAAGGAGAGCUUUUUCUCGCACCUUCGCAAGAGAGCCCGCAGGUUAUCCGGUCGCAACCAGGCCAACACAGCGGACGAUGUUGAAGCGAACGCCGGCUGCAUGCCUUGGUCAAAUCGGUCUUCCCUGGCUUUGGACUCCGUCAACGUGAGCGAGCCGAAGCCGAACUCUGACCUUUCGGAGCUUGACAAGGCCCUUCAAACCGUGAAAUACUCCCUUGACUCGGCCGCCCUCGGUAAUGUUCCCGUGCAGAUCACUUCUCCUGUUGAUGGCACCAAGCGUCAGUCAAUGCCGCAAGGUUCAAUUCGCUCAAUGGGUGAAAGUCCUGUCUCGACCAGUGGCACCGGAGGGCCCAUCUCCAGUCGGACUCGGCGUGCAAUGCAGAUGUCUAACAACCCUAUCCACCGCUAUGAGACCCCCGAAGAGGAAGAUGAGCUUUUGGAUGAAGUUCUGCAUUCUGCAAGCAAGGCUGCUAGACGCCUAGCACAGACCGAAGUUCCAUCUGAUGUCUCGUCGAACUACAGCCGCCAGGCCCUGGGAAAUGACCAUUCUCGUCCAUUGCCCAGUCCUUAUCCUACACCCUCCCCAUCCGCCAAGUGCGAUGGCGUUUCUUUUGGCCAUUCGGAAACCACGCCGUGCAGACGACUACCCCUGCCGGAGGAGCAGACGGAUGCCAACUCCAGUCGCCAAUGGCCAACCCCUCCCUAUGAGGAUGGCGAAUGGGCCAAGCCAGCCCCGGCUAAGUUCCUGACAGGAUCAGCAACUUGCCGCUAGCUUGGAGAUGAACCUCUUCUUUUCAUUUCUUCACCAUCUUCGACUGAUCUUGUUCAUAUUUAAUCCAAGAGAAAAAAUGCGGUGGGCAUGCGCGGAAUAUCGGCGAAUUUAACCGAGCAAGGCGUACGGGAUCUGGUGUCUACUAUGUUUUCUAUCUCCGUGGAGGGCUGGCAGCUUCUUUUCCUUUUUCUUCUUCUCUUUUCUCCUUUUUUUCAUUUCCUGUGUUCUU